AGUGAAGAAUGUCAUCUCCGAAGGUAGUAGAGUAUACCUCCCCGAAACUAGAUACUCUACCUUCAGAACUUCGGAGGCUGAUUGUGUCUCAUCUGGCCCCUUCCACGAAGAUCUACGCCAAAGGAUGCAAAAAACACUUGAAGAACGCCAACCUUGCCCACUCUUGCCUGCGAGAAUGGGUGCCAGAAUUUCUCUUCCGCGAUAUGGUUCUGCCACAUGUGCUUGUGGGAAUGUCAUUCCAACUUCAACGCUUUGCAGUUGAUCCAGCCGCUGCCAAACUUCUCAAGCAUGUGAAGACCAUUGGGGUCAAGGUUCCGCCUGCAAUUCGCUGGGAAAUCAAUUCCUCCGAUCCCUUUAAUUAUAUCGAUGACAUUACCAGCCAACGACUCAAACGUAAAUUCAAUAUCUCAGACCCAGCGCUGUUCACCAAAGAGCAACGUCAGUACUGCUCGGAUUAUCACCAAGCAAUGGUCGAACCCUUCACGGACAGCCGCCGCUGGCUGCAACUACUCUCCUAUGCCCGGCACUUGUUCCCACGAAUCUUUGGCUAUUUCCUAAACCUCGAGACCAUUAGUGUUGGGAUUUGCGGGCGUACCGAGCAUCCUGCUUCCACUUACACCAAUCUCUUUGUCACACAGUAUGGUGAAGGUGUGAUUAACGACGUUCACCCACUGUAUGUGGAAGAUCCGAAUGCGAACCUGGCCUGGGCUAGUGCCGUCGUGUUGCAAAGCGCUCCACCCUCUGUCAAAGCUCUCCAUUUAUCAAUGGCAAAUCUCGACAAUCUCAAUUCGUUUGCUACCGUCAACCGACUGCUAAGCAUUUGCUAUAAGAACGCAAAGACCCUAAACAGACGGCCUACAAAGGCUAUCACUAGUCUCACCUUAGAUCUUCGUGGAAUUGAAGGAGUCCAUGGCCAUCGAGACUGGAACGGAGACACAGGAACCGCAGGCAUGGUGCGAUACUGGAAGCAUGCUUUAGGUUCCUUGCCUAGCCUAGCAACACUAGACCUUCGCGCAGACAACUUAGAUCACGACCUCAACUUCUCUGGUCUCGAUGACACCGAUAAUAAAGGCUGUAUCCUUGAAUGGCUCUUCGCGGGGUUGCCUCUCAGCAACCUCAAGACCUUGUCUGUGCGCUAUUUCCUCCUCCAUGAAGAAACGAUUCCUAAGAUAUAUGAUGGAUGGCCAAUUCUCAAGACCCUCCAUCUGGAAGAGGUCCGACUCAUGUCAAUCGAGGAGCCGGAGGGUGAGUCGCGCCCAGAGCAUCUUAGAAUCAUCCAGGGAUUCGCUUGGCUUGAAUUGUGCAGGUGGCUUGAGGGAACCAGGCCAACGAUCGAUAUCGAGCUCAACCGUCCGGUGUCUAACAUCAACAAUUUCAAAGAUUGGGUGUUGCAUAAAAAUGUUAUCGAGAAGUUAUCAUCGCUCCCCAAUGUCAAGAUGUUGAAGACGAGCGGCGACUACAAAGCUUGUGUAUCUCUGCCGCGAGAUAAACUUGAGGAUUCCACGAGACGGGGCGAAGGAGUCAGCUAAGUUGGGUUUGAGUGGCCGAAAGUGGCGCCUCAAAUGAAUGGUUU
Molecule: messenger RNA, 1573 nt
Organism: Lindgomyces ingoldianus
Lineage: Eukaryota; Fungi; Ascomycota; Dothideomycetes; Pleosporales; Lindgomycetaceae
Exons: 4
Coding region: 9-1529 (506 amino acids)
Source: RefSeq, a predicted model, not a curated record